Rhizopus microsporus ATCC 52813 is the source of this 312-nucleotide messenger RNA. RefSeq lists its product as uncharacterized. Lineage: Eukaryota; Fungi; Mucoromycota; Mucoromycetes; Mucorales; Rhizopodaceae. The transcript has a single exon. The record is from RefSeq and is a predicted model, not a curated record. Bases 1 to 312 code for a protein of 103 amino acids.
AUGGAUACCACUCUUCUCCCUCGCUUUACUGCCUGUUUACCAUCCUCUCGUGUAUACGCUAUUGAUGUCAGUCAUAGCCGUAUGCGGCCACGAAACGGUGCUGAAAUCACUACAUCACCUAGACUGAUUAGACAUUUUCUGAAGUAUAUUCGCCAUGAUAAAGUUCGUUUAACCCCGUCUUUUAUCCGUACUUUCCUCCUGGUUUCUGCUGCCACACAAGCUGCCCAGUCUUACUCGCCGGUUACUCACACCAGUGUAGACUUUUUACCCUUUCUUGAAACUCUAUGUCUAAUACCAUCUGGUGGUAUCUGA